This is a messenger RNA of Pseudo-nitzschia multistriata, 2212 nucleotides long. The record is from the annotation of a GenBank genome assembly. NCBI's taxonomy places the organism in Eukaryota, Bacillariophyta, Bacillariophyceae, Bacillariales, Bacillariaceae.
CGCAAGAAACGACACGACACAAUUUUUGGAAGGAAAUAAUAAAAAAUGACAUGUUCCUCAUUUCGUUGGAAAGCUUCCCUCAUGAAAAUUGAUUGAAAUGUGCUAUUAUUAAUUAAACACGGUAGAUCACAGACGAUCCAACGCAUUCCAUGCUGCGUUACACAACAUUCAUCAAACAUGAAGACUCCCUUCUACAACGCAAACGGGAUUCCCGUUGUUCAAGGGAUGAGUUGCGAAAAUAAAAGGACUAGCAGGAGCAGCUUGAACCAUUCGAUCAACGACGCUCAAAUCAGCGAUGCCAUCGCACGAAAGCAACAGGACGAAAUCGACCAGCGCUUGUCCUAUUACGCAGCAACUGACCAUCAUAAAAGCAGCUUGACGUCUAUGAACAACACCGUCAUGAUCGGUGAUCGCAACAGAAACGGAGGCUCCCGGCAACAAGAGGGAUCCAUACCACGGGGUGAAAUACAACCAACUGCUUUUCGAGACGUCGGCUGGGCCAUUUUGUUCUGUGCGCACGUGAUCGCCAUCGGAUAUGCCACCGCUCACUUUGCGCCUCUCAUCGCAUCCGAUAUCGCAAACGAAUAUGCGGGAGGUGCACAUCGAUGGCUGGAGCAGGAGCUACAGCAGAUAGGAGAUGGAUUUUACAAUGAUUCUGAUCACAAGUACGAGUACGAUGAUAAAUCCUUCAAAAAUUACUUAGGGAUCUUUCCCGACGAUACGGAUAGAAGCGAAAGCAUUAUUUAUUGGGAACAACAAAACAGAGUUCUCAAUAACGGCGAUCAGGAUUCCGAACUGUCUAUGAACACGCUAUUGACCAUCAUGGCGAUUAGUGGAGCGGUUGGAUUCCUCAUUUCAUCCCUGGCCAUGUCUCUGAUGAUGGCGAUCCCAACCGCUAUGAUCAAAAUUGCUCUGACUUUUAAUUUGAUUGUCACGACAGGAGUCCUGGUACUUUCGAUCUACAUUGGCGCCAUUUUGGUGGCCGUCAUGUCCGGAUUGGGCCUCAUCCUCACCAUUUAUUACACGUACAUUGUCUGGCGACGGAUACCCUAUGCGGCAUCUACUCUGGUGACGGCUCUGACCGCUGUCAAGUGCAACAUGGGACUGGCGUUCUUUGCCUAUAACAACCUCGUCGUCACCUUUUUGUGGAGUUUGUGGUGGUCGACAGCCUUUGUGGCCACGUUCUACGUCGUGGGAGACUGCGAUGCGGAGGGUUACUGCGAGAACGAGAUCAACGGAUUCUUAGUCUUUCUGUUCCUGGUGAGCUUCUUUUGGACGACCCAGGUCAUCAAGAAUGUCGUUCACGUGACGGUAGCCGGGACGGUGGGCACUUGGUGGUUCGUUCCAGGGGAGGCACGGGGCUGUUGCUCCUCGGCGGUGCGAAAUUCUUACUGGAGGUCCGUCACGACCUCCUUUGGAUCCAUCUGUUUCGGUUCACUGAUUGUUGCGUUCAUCGAAGCGACUCGUGAAAUCGUCAAUUCCGCGCGCUCAGGAGAAAACGGACUGAUCAUCUGCAUCAUCGAUUGCAUUUUGCACAUUUUGGAACAGAUUGCAAUGUAUUUCAAUAAGUGGGGAUAUGUGUACGUGGGGUUAUACGGAUACAGCUUUGUUGAGGCCUCUGUCAAUGUAUUAUCGGUGAGUUUUCGCUGCAGUGCAGUUAAUUGCAAUGCAAUGCCAAGACCCUUUUCGCCGCAACAAGUUGUCUUUGGGUGUUUUGCCCGAACGCUUGCAGAUUCGAAGACGGCCACACCUCUGGAUAAAGCAUCAUAUCCGAUAUAUUCACAUCUUCUCUCUCUUCGUUGCCCUUUUGGUAAAUUAGUUGUUUCAAGCUAGGGGUUGGUCCUUAAUAAUUGCCGAUUACCUCGUUGACACAGUGCUGUUAAUGGUAAGUAUCUGUGUCGGUGUUAUUACGGGAAUCGUUGGUGCAUUGCUUGGGAUUCUCAUGGAACAGAAUGGAGCAGUGGUUGUCGGCGCCUUUUUGAUCGGCGCCGCAAUAGGGUUCGUUUUAUGCAGCACAUUAUUCGGUUUGGUAUCAUCGGCUGUGAACGCUGUUAUUGUUUGCUUUGCCGAGGCACCAGCCGAGUUCCAAUCCAACCAUCCCGUGCUCUCGCACCAAAUGAUUACCGCUUGGAGGGAGGCAUAUCCAACCGAGUUUGGCUAUUAGAAGUCAAUCAACACUUGAAUAUUCUAACAAUACAAUAGUAGUGAAUAC